Messenger RNA from Suillus clintonianus, 1821 nucleotides. RefSeq names its product BCS1 N terminal-domain-containing protein. The coding region runs from base 381 to 1640 and encodes 419 amino acids. Lineage: Eukaryota; Fungi; Basidiomycota; Agaricomycetes; Boletales; Suillaceae. The transcript has 4 exons. The record is from RefSeq and is a predicted model, not a curated record. Gene Ontology annotation, cellular component: mitochondrial inner membrane. Gene Ontology annotation, molecular function: ATP hydrolysis activity; ATP binding. Gene Ontology annotation, biological process: mitochondrial respiratory chain complex III assembly; protein insertion into mitochondrial inner membrane from matrix.
AUCGCUCCAAUUUUUUUUUUGGUUUACUUCGUACAGGCUAGGUUCGUACAUAACAAAGAAGCACCCAAGUUGGCCUAAGGGAGACUAGCUUUACCUGUUGAAAGUGUAAAGCUUUCUCUGGUUUCGACUAGUACGAGUUGUGCCACGAUGACUAUCCAAGGUGUUCCACCUCCUCCGAGUCUGGAAGGCCAGAUUGCCAGUGCAUCAGGCUUGCCAAGUACCAGUCCUGCAAUACCCCAAGAUGCAGGGGCAGUCUCAUCCUCCGUCGUUAGCAGCCUUUUUGGUGAUAAGUACGUUCUCCAUAACAUUUCUUGCAACUUGCAAGAUUACUCAGAGCUAUUCGAAAGUAAAGCCCCUACUUCCAGGCUGGUUUCGGUCUUAUGGGUGUCGGCGUUGGUUUAACUGUACUUCGACAAGGUCUAGUUCUUGGCACUACCGCACUUCGCCGGCGUCUCCUCGUAUCAUUAGAGGUUAACAACAAAGACCGCGCAUAUGAGUGGUUUCUCGCAUGGCUUGCACACAAUGCACAAUCAGCUGCCCCAACUUCUUCUCGAAGAGCCGAGUCUUGGUUGCGCAGCCAUCAACUAAGUGUCGAAACCGCAGUCGAGCAACGCAGUAAUGGGAGUUCUUCUGUUCUAUUCAGGCUAGUCGCAGGCCCCGGAACACAUUGGUUCAAGUACGGCGGAGCUUGGAUGCAGAUGAAAAGAGAACGUGAGACGCGCUCAAUGCAACUCAUGUCGGGCACGCCAUGGGAAACUGUGACUGUAACAACACUCUCCAGAGAUCGCCAUCUUUUCUCGAAGCUCCUUGCAGAAGCACGCGACCUUGCUCUCCGCGGUCAAGAAGGAAAACUCGUGAUCAGAACCGCGUGGGGGAUCGAAUGGAAGCCAUUCGGUCAACCACGGCGGAAGCGUCCACUACACAGUGUUGUUCUGGAUACAGACGUAAGUGAGAAGGUUGAACAGGAUGUCAAGGCGUUCCUGCAACGACGACAGUGGUAUGCGGACCGGGGCAUUCCAUAUCGAAGGGGAUAUCUCUUGCAUGGCCCUCCUGGAUCAGGGAAAACUUCCUAUAUUCAAGCUUUGGCAGGAUCGUUAUCAUAUGACAUAUGUCUACUCAAUUUGUCGGAACGAGGACUCGGCGAUGAUAAACUCAAUCACUUGUUAUCAAAUGCACCAGAGCGUAGCUUUAUUCUCAUCGAAGACGUGGAUGCUGCGUUUAACAAACGCGUGCAAACAGGCGAGGAUGGUUACCAGUCCUCUGUCACAUUCUCUGGGUUUUUGAACGCUUUGGACGGUGUUGCCUCGGGAGAAGAGCGGAUUAUUUUCAUGACGACAAAUCACCUUGAAAAAUUGGAUCCUGCACUCAUCAGACCGGGGCGUGUUGAUCUAAGUGUGCUUGUUGAUGAUGCGUCGCCCACACAGGCACGCACGCUCUUUACACGUUUCUACGGUGGUAGUGAGUCUGUCCAACCGGAGGUUGUAGAACGCAUGGGGCAGCAGGUAGAGGAAUUAACCGCCCAAGAGACGUGUAAUGGGAGGAAGAUUAGCAUGGCUGCCCUCCAAGGCUUGUUCAUCAGGAACAAUGCUCAGAAAUCGGUCAAGACCCUCCCCGAGCUAUUCGUAGAGAGACGGACAUGAGUAGACGUAGGUACUUGUAUGGUAUCUCUCGUUACAACGAAGAUCCGGUUUUGUUCGUGAAACACUGCGAGAAAUUCCACUAGAAAAGUGGCUUGCGCUUGCGGCCAGUGUAUUUUGAAUCUCUUGGUACCCCUUCUUUUCCUCGUUGACGGUACAACUAAUGAUAUACGUGAGCGGAUAG